Colletotrichum costaricense is the source of this 2241-nucleotide messenger RNA. RefSeq lists its product as uncharacterized. The transcript is spliced from 3 exons. Gene Ontology annotation, biological process: intra-Golgi vesicle-mediated transport. Lineage: Eukaryota; Fungi; Ascomycota; Sordariomycetes; Glomerellales; Glomerellaceae. Gene Ontology annotation, cellular component: Golgi membrane. The coding region runs from base 1 to 2241 and encodes 746 amino acids. The record is from RefSeq and is a predicted model, not a curated record.
AUGGCAGACGUAGAAUCCGUCCUGGCGGCCAAUGCCAACGCGCCGCAGCCAGAGGCACCUUCGGACACUCCCAACCUGCCCGAGGGCGGCAACAAAUUCCAGCAUGCCAUCUCGGCCUGGAGAACUAUCGACUACACGAACCUCGUCGCAAACCUCGACAACACUGCCUCCGAGAUCGUCACAUACCAGCGAGACUCGACCGUCCAGAGAAAGGAACUGGCCCAAAAAACAAAGGACUUCAGGAAGCUCGAUGAUGCAACAAAGCUGGGCGAGAUCAAAGGCCUGUUGAAAGCGUACCAAACCUUCAUCGAUCUCCUUACGAACCAUUCAAAGUCAAUCAACUCGGCCUUCCUCCAGACUUACACAUCCUUAUCCGAUGCGCCUGAUCCAUACCCGCUUCUUGAAGCGUCGGUCGACUCCAUGCUCGUGUCUGAAGACACUCUUCCGAAGCUGACUGAGGAAAAUCAGCACCUGCAAAAGUCCGUCGCUAAGCUGACGACCCAGCUGGAGGAUACCGAGAGCAAGCUGCAGACAGAAUCUGCCGCGAAGAGGGAGCUCGAAAACAAUCUGGAUAGCAAGGUAAAGGAGGUGGAGGCUUCGUGGGUGGCAGUGCUCGAUGAAAAGAAGGACAACUGGGCCGCGAAGGAGAAGACGUUGGAAGAAAAGGUUGAGAACCAGGAGCGUCUGCUCACCGAGAUCAAGGCGAGCUACGAAGUCAACCAGCGCCUCGGAAAGACAGACGACGGGGAUGCGGAAGGCCAGGCAGGCCACGUCACCAGUGCCGAAAUCGAGAUGCUUCACUCAGACCUUGACCGGACCAGUCAGCGGCUGGCCGAGAUCGAGGCCCGGAACGAGCAACUGCGACUGGAACUGGCACAGGCAAAGUCAUCCGCCACCACUCAGACGCCCACAUCCUUGGAAGACGACCCUGCUUACAUGCGCAUGCGGUCGGAAAAUUCAUCACUCAUCCGGAAACUCGAUGCUAGCAGGGUUGAGAAGGAGGGGCUCAAGCGUGAUCUGGAUUCCAGGCUGCGCAGCUUGGAGAGAGAGGUUGGCCUGCUAAAGGAAGAAAGGGACAACCUCAAGUCCAAGGUGCAGAAGUGGAGUGACUACGACGAUGUGAAGCAGGAGCUUGAGGUACUCAAGAGCAUCGAGUUUUCCACAGGCGACGAUGAUGAUUUGAAGGAUGUGGUCGAAAGUGCCACAGAGUCCAAGGGCCAAAGUGACACUUUGGAGAAGCUCCUCUUGGCACGGAACAAGAAGCUCGGUGACGAGCUGACGAUCCUGCGCGUUUCCCACCAAGACUUACAGACUAAGCUCUCUGACCUCCAGGAGGAAAUGUCGCGAACGAAUAUGGACCUCGAAAAGUCGCAGAAACUAAACGAGCGACUCGAGAACGACCUCGCGACGCUGCAGUCAGAGUCGUCCAACGCGUUCCCUUCCGGCGCGUCGGUGGCAGGAACAUUCAACCGCUACGCCCCAUCAAUUGCACCGGGACGAAGGGGAGGAGGUGGUGGUGGUGGUGGAAGAGUUUCGCCAACAUCGUCCAUCAUCAGCGGAAUUGACCCACGUAUGGGUGGUGGAGGAGAGCCCAUGGGCGGCGGCUCUGGCAUUCUGCCAAUGAUCACAGCCCAACGUGACCGUUUCAAAAAGCGAAUUGCCGAACUAGAAAGCGAGUUGUCGGACACGCAUCGCACCGUCUCCCAGCUGAGACAAGAAGUAUCAGCUCUUCAAAAGGACAAUCUCAGUCUUUACGAGAAGACGAGGUACGUCUCGACAUACAAUCGGGCCGGACCUUCAGCAACGUCGUCUUCAGCGGCAUUCUCAUCUAACCCGAACCCUUCCACGGUCUCCAUUGGAGGCAGCGGCAACCCGGGAAUUACAAUGGACAGAUACAAAAAGGCAUACGAAUCGAAUAUUUCGCCAUUUGCCGCUUUCCGAGGGCGGGAGUCUGCUAGGGCCUACAAGCGAAUGAGCUUCCCCGAACGAGUGGUAUACUCAGUGACGCGGAUGGUGCUGGCCUCUCGGACUAGUAGAAAUCUAUUUGCGGCAUACUGUGUCGCGUUGCAUUUACUCGUCUUCUGCUCGCUAUACUGGCUCGGCACGGUGGACGUGGAGCAGCACGCCAGCAACCUUGGCAAGUCGGUAGCAGGAGCCGCCGCCGCGGGCGCCGGGGGCCUCAAGGGAGGAGCCGGAAACGGCCACGGCGACUGGCAAGAGGAGGGGUUCAGUGGGCACUAG